Cynoglossus semilaevis (tongue sole) is the source of this 4748-nucleotide messenger RNA. RefSeq names its product APC membrane recruitment protein 1-like. Gene Ontology annotation, cellular component: plasma membrane. The coding region runs from base 440 to 3370 and encodes 976 amino acids. The transcript is spliced from 3 exons. Lineage: Eukaryota; Metazoa; Chordata; Actinopteri; Pleuronectiformes; Cynoglossidae. The record is from RefSeq and is a predicted model, not a curated record. Gene Ontology annotation, molecular function: phosphatidylinositol-4,5-bisphosphate binding; beta-catenin binding. Gene Ontology annotation, biological process: regulation of canonical Wnt signaling pathway.
AAAGUGGAAAGGUUCGUCACUACGGUGCGUCGGAAGGAUGGGGUGUGACGUCAACAAUAAGCGUCACAGUCUAUUUUUUUCUAUAAACACCGUAAGUGAACUCGAUAAUGAGUGCCUGAAGUCAACAUAUUUAUAAAGCGCAUUUAAUAAGUCUGAAUGCCACAGUCGCGCAGUUAUUGUUGAGUGGACGUAACGACGUCGCAGAGCAGCGAAGCUCGUUAACAAUGAAGGAUACAGCGACGUGAGUCAUUCCGCGGCCUGAUUGUACAUCGAUCACACGAACCGCCUUCAGGAACAUUUUGUGCAGUGAUAGGAGUCUUCUAAUUCAACAACCCGCAACAUCUGCAGAGUAUAGAUGUGAUGGUCUGGUAGUCCAUGGUGUAUCCCACCCUCACCCAUGUCUGCUGCAAUUCUGAAAAGGAUUAGGAACUAAAAAUGAAUGCAUCAAUCCAAAUGGAUGGCACAUUUUCUCUGUCAUUCUGCAGCUAGUGUGCCUGUGCUGGACCGCUAUCCCAGUGUGCUAACCAUGGCUUCCUGCAAAGUGGACAAGCAAAACAUUGAUACCAAGGAUACUGUGACGGUCUCUGACUUACUUUUGAGAUGCAGUCAUGAUGACAUAACGGAAGAGCUGUAUUCAAACCCUUUGGACAGCACAGUGAAAGCUCAAAAAUCUGAAAAAUUUAAAAGGACGGCUCUGACAUUUUUUGGAGUACGCAAAAGCUUUUGCUUGUUACCCAAUUUUUUCGGAGGACGGAAUAAAAAUCAGAGUAAAGGUUCUAAAAAAGGAAUAACUAAAUGUAAAACAUACGAUGGACUUAGUAAAAUUGGUCAUGAUGACGGUCUGUGCCAGUCUAUGUCAGCAGAAGACACCGAAAGCCACAGCCAAAAAAAUUCUUUUGGACAGGUUCAGCAAAUCUGUAACUGUGAAUGUAGUCACCCCAAUGCUGACCAGAAAUCACUUACUCUGGGUCGACAAAAGAAAGGUUUGCGAGGUUUCUUUCACAGUUUUAGGCAUCACAGAAACCAUCGAAAUUUUGGAACAGAUAAAACCAAAGUCAUAGCGGUGUCCCCUCCCCACAGCUGCUACAAAGAAUUGCCCAGUAUGUCAUAUGAAUGUAAUGAGAAUGUUGCAGUUUGCCUGGCUCCUAAACCUCAUGUGCCUGACUUUGAAGAUGUCAAAUGUAAUGUUGCUCAAGCUGAAUGUAGGGAUGCUGAAACUGUGGCCUUAGAGAAGAAUAUAGAGCAAGAAAAUUCAAGAUCUGCGCUGGAUGGCCAAACAAGAGCUGCAAGCAUAAUGCCUAUAGUGUCUAGAGGUAAUAAGGAGAUGUCAAGAGGACACAGUCAGCCAAAUCUCACAGUUCAGACAAUUUCGGAACCCGUCUUGAAAUCAGAGGUUCCUUCUGAGUCUGCUGAUCAGCUUAACCUAAUUUUUGGCGAGGUGUCUUCAUUGAAGAGCUUUGACUCCCUUACUGGAUGUGGAGACAUUAUUGCUGAUCAAGAAGAUGACACGGUCCCAGAGAGCACUGUCGCUGGAGAGAGGAGCAGAAAUGGAGGAAAAAGGGCGUCAUGCUAUCUGACUUAUCAGGGUGGUGGUGAGGAAAUGGCUUUACCUGAAGAUUUGGACUGUCUCCCCAAUAUGUGGGAAAAUGAUGCGAUAGAAGAAAUGUGCUGUUCUUGCAGUGAAGACCACCUCAAUGCAACUGUUGAGCUGAAAUGUUCACAUGGCUUAAUGAAAAGUGUACAACAGAGCAGUGGUAUGGACAAGUCAUUAAUUGCUGAUAUGUUAACACCUCAAAGUGAGCAUCAGGAAUCGGCUCCAAAUAGUGACGAAGGCUACUAUGAUUCAACGACUCCAGGGCCUGAUGAGGUUCAAGAAAAACCAGAGGGACUUAGAACAGACACUUUGCCCCGAGACAGUUAUAGCGGUGAUGCCCUAUAUGAGCUAUUUGCACCUGAUGAGAGUCUUGUUAGUCCACAAUAUGAAAAUAAAACAAACCUUCCUGGUUUGCAACCAUUAGUGUUUUCAAGUAAACCACCCAAUGCAACAGAUCCUGAAAUGAAACAUAUACAAAUAGGUGGUGAACUCUAUGGAGUUCACAAGUUUUUAGAUGGCACUAAAUCGCCAAAGUUGGUUCCAAAUGUUGUUAGUCGGCAGGAAAUUGGGUUCAACACUAACUGUAAUAUACAUUCAUCAUCACAAAAGCCUUGCAAUAUCAACAGUGAGGGAUUAUGUAUGUUUGAUGAAAAAGAAAGUUUUCUUGAUUCUGUUGAAAAAAGAACUGGUUCCUACAAUGUUAACUAUGGUAGACAUGCCAACUUGGCAUUUGUAAACCCAGAAUGUGGUCCUGACUUUGAAACAUUUUACCAAACAAAAAAACAACACAAUGAAGAAGACAAGCCUCACAGUUCACGGUAUAGCAGUGUCAGUUCUCACUCCUCCGAUUGCAACAAUGAUUUGGAUGAUGGGCAAACAGUGUCUUUCUCACAGGCACUAGUGGACUACACCAAACAUUCUCAGAUGCUGAGCAACUUGCAAAAUAAUGUUGAUGACUUGGAGACUAAUACUGACUUCUCUCCGACCGUGGAGGCUUUACCUCCCAUAGUAACAUUUGAUGUCGUGGACAUGCAUAAUGAAGGUGAAUAUGACAAGCACAUUCACAUGGAACUAGAAGAGGACAUCUCGUCCCCCUAUCAGGAAUUGGAGGAAAGUUACCUUCAAAAAGAUCAAUUUGCUGAAUUUGACUAUGAGGCUUUAGACUUGUAUGAACAGAAUUUAAUCAGUAAUGCAUGGGCAGCUGCUAGUCUCCCACGACACCUGGGCCUUACAAGGGGCAGCCAAGUGUCUCUGGAUAGAAGAAGUAGAUCUCUGGACAGAGAGAGGCUUGACCUGAACAUGCCUGCCACAUGUAAAAACAAGAGCAAUGCUAUUGUGUUCUCUUCUAAUUCUCAAAGAGACUCCUUGUCACAUCAAGGUGAUUCACAUGUGUUUGGGUCAGAUAAUAAAGACUGCAAUAACAUCAAGGCCUUAUCCCUGAAAGCGAUGUCAGAAAAGGCCUUAAGCCAUCAUUUGACAGAAGAAGGAAGUGCUCAAAACUUACAACCUGUUAGCCACCCUCAUAUAAAACAUAACACAUAUUCAAAUCUGUCCACCAGUGACUUUGAUGGUAAACUGCAUUAUCUCUGCUCUAAUGCUUUAGACCUCUUGCCCUGUGAUGAUGUAUCCAAAAGUAGAGAGAUUUCCAACAGACAACUUGCUCUGUCUAAUUGUUCGUUGCCUCAUGGCAACUUUGUUUAUCGUGAAAUAGUUGCAGACGGACCAGCGGAUAUUGAUGAUAAUCUUUAUAGCCCUGUCACAAACUUUCAGACCUAAAGCCUGUGUGGUUAAAAAGUGGUGAAUUGGUUUGGGAUGUGUCAUAGUAGGUCGCCCAAUAAAGUAGGACUGUCUAAAGAUGUUUCAAGUGUCCAUGAUGAAACUGAAACAGUAGGGGAUGUGGUACGUCCAACAAACUCCACAUCUUAAAAGCAUCAUGAGACUAAAAUGUUUUUGUUGAUGGUGUUGUGGUAGAACAAAGUGUCCUCAUUCUCAUAGGCUACUUCACAUCUGAUUAUACUCUCUGAAUAUUCCCAGGUUGCGAAACCUCGAGAUACUGACAUAGAUUGCUGUGUCUGCUUUUUAAAAUUGUUGUUUUUCAUCUUUUGGAAAAUUUUUUUAGAAAAUUGCAGUUUUAGAAUAUUAAACAAUUACAUUAUUUUCAAAGUCAGCAUAAUGUAUAUUGUGAUUUUUUUUUCUUUUUGUGUAAAAGCAUUGUUCCCCGUAAGAGAGAAUUUUUUUUUUUUAUUGUCAUGCCAUUUUAUUUUAGUGAAAGUUUUAUUGGAAUGUAAAUUGUUGUUCUUUUCACAUCUAGAUUUGAAAUGAUCAGAAAAAUUUGCUAGUCCCGUUUUCAUAGAACAGCGGGGCAUCUCCUAACAUGUGCAAUAUGAAUGUGCAUUAAAUGCCAGUCAAGCCUAUGUUAUUGUUACAUUUUCAUGGCCUCUCUGAUCACUCAGAUUUAUUUUAGUAGGAGGGAAUCAUUAUAUUCCUGACAUCAUUAAAGAAAUUAUUUUUUCAUUUAUUCAUGGGUGUAUACUGUAAAGUACUGCUGCAGAUUCAAUGCCACCUGUAUACGAGGAGCCAGUUUUAGGCAGUUACUCUUAAAAUCAUGACUAGUGUGGGCACAGAAGUGGAAACAAAUGACUUGCAGAAUGAAAGCUACAUCUUUCUAAUCAUAUGUUUGUCUUUUUAUCUUUCAACAGGAGAUAAAAGUUUGUGUCACUUUAUAAACAUUUGAACGAUGUCCAUCAAGAAUAUAGGAUUUCUUGAUUUUCUGUUGCCUCAGUAUAAAGUUGACUUUAAAGAAAUCCUGACAUCUUUGUGAAAUGUCAAAUGUCAAAGUGGGAAAUUGCAUUGAUUUGAAAUGGUGUAUAAAAUAAGCUGGUAUUUUCUCACAUGAUUUUGUUACAAAUGCAAUGUAUCAUCUCAAGUUACAUUUGCUUAUGUGCAAAAUUUAAAUGUGUUUAUAUAUUUUCACUUUUUUACAGUAUAACGACUCAAUCAGGAUAGAAAUGGCAAAUUGACAAUAUCUGUUAUUUGACUUGUUUUUACAGUGUGAGAUUUUCAUUGUUACACAUAAGAUUCUCAUGGAUAAUCUUAGUUUUGAAGAUAGAACACUGCCUUGCUCUUAAAUAAAAAAAACCCAUUACAAUUCAAA